Anolis sagrei ordinatus is the source of this 3768-nucleotide messenger RNA. RefSeq names its product kelch like family member 5 (gene KLHL5). The record is from RefSeq and is a predicted model, not a curated record. Lineage: Eukaryota; Metazoa; Chordata; Lepidosauria; Squamata; Anolidae. Gene Ontology annotation, molecular function: protein binding.
GGGCUGAAGGAGGAGGUUGUGGACAGUCCCUGAAAGUGCUUUAAUGCGAACUGUCAGUGCUGUUAGAAGUUAAUGAUAUAAAGAUGAAGAGGCAAGCCGGAACAAAUGCAGUUACUCUUUUUAUGUAGCUGUUUGGUAUUCAUGGAUGAAAAAAAGCAACUUAGCUUUCUCUUUUCAUCUUUUUCCUGGAAUAAUCCCUUAUAUUUGUUUAGAUAAGAGGGUUUUCUGAAAUUAUUUGUCUCAUAUACUCCCCCUCCCCAACGCCCCUCAGCUAUCCAUAAACAGGCAGACCAUGCCUUUAUCUUGUCCUGGUUGGAUGCACAAAUCCUCUUUAUGUGCACUGCUGCUUGCCCCGUUGCCUAGACGAUAACUUGCUUGCGCUGAAGAUGUCUGGCUCUCGUAAAGAGUUCGAUGUGAAGCAGAUUUUAAAAAUCCGAUGGAAGUGGUUUGGUCACCAGCAAUCUCCUCCUAAUCCUAGCGGAGACUGCCACCCAGGAGAUUUUUGGGACAAAGGACCGAACAAGACAACUGGAAUAAAGUUUUUGGAUCCAGGGAACCUGUCACUACCUUUUGCCUCAAUUGGUUUCCAAAGGUCCAACCAGAAGAGUUUCCAGAAUUCAUCCUCUUGGCCAAUGGCAUUCAGCUCCGACGUGCCUGCAUUUGAGCUCACCACAGAGGACGGUGGAGGUGCACACUGGCUUGAGGGAGCUGGUGCUGGGGAGGGACUCAGUGAAGAAGAAAAUGUAUCUGAUAGCAGUUCAUGCAGGACGUCCAACAGCAGCCAGACUCUGGCGUCUUGUCAUACUAUGGAACCCUGCACAUCUGAUGAAUUUUUUCAAGCCCUCAAUCAUGCAGAACAGACUUUUAAAAAGAUGGAAAAUUACCUGAGACACAAACAGUUGUGUGAUGUGGUAUUAGUUGCUGGUGAUCGCCGCAUUCCUGCACACAGAUUGGUGUUGUCAUCUGUCUCAGACUACUUUGCAGCCAUGUUUACUAAUGACGUAAGAGAGGCAAGACAAGAAGAAAUAAAAAUGGAAGGCGUGGAGCCAAAUGCACUCUGGGCUUUGGUGCAAUAUGCAUACACAGGUCGCCUUGAAUUAAAGGAAGAUAAUAUUGAGUGCCUGCUGUCUACAGCUUGUAUUCUCCAGCUCUCUCAGGUUGUAGAAGCUUGCUGUAAGUUCCUAAUGAAACAACUUCAUCCGUCAAAUUGCCUUGGAAUCCGCUCCUUUGCUGAUGCGCAGGGUUGCACAGAUCUGCACAAAGUGGCUCACAAUUACACAAUGGAGCACUUCAUGGAAGUAAUCAGAAAUCAAGAAUUUUUGUUGUUACCUGCCACUGAAAUUGCAAAACUUUUAGCAAGUGAUGACAUGAAUAUUCCUAAUGAAGAGACGAUCCUCAAUUCAUUGAUUACGUGGGUACGACAUGAUUUGGAACAAAGAAAGAAAGAUCUCAGUAAACUCUUGGCAUAUAUCAGACUGCCACUGCUUGCACCACAGUUUUUGGCAGAUAUGGAGAACAAUGCACUUUUCAGAGAUGAUAUUGAAUGUCAAAAACUUAUCAUGGAAGCAAUGAAGUACCAUUUAUUGCCAGAGAGAAGGCCAAUGUUACAAAGUCCGCGUACAAAGCCUAGAAAAUCAACUGUUGGUGUAUUGUUUGCAGUUGGAGGCAUGGAUGCAACUAAAGGAGCAACAAGCAUUGAAAAGUAUGAUCUUCGCACCAAUAUGUGGACUCCUGUAGCAAAUAUGAAUGGGCGACGACUACAGUUCGGAGUAGCAGUGUUAGAUGAUAAGUUGUAUGUUGUUGGUGGUAGAGAUGGAUUGAAAACAUUGAAUACUGUGGAAUGCUACAACCCCAAAACAAAAACUUGGAGUGUGAUGCCUCCUAUGUCCACUCACCGGCAUGGACUUGGUGUGGCCGUUUUAGAAGGUCCCAUGUAUGCUGUAGGAGGACAUGAUGGCUGGAGCUACCUGAAUACUGUGGAAAGAUGGGAUCCGCAGGCACGGCAAUGGAAUUUUGUGGCUAGUAUGUCAAUUCCAAGGAGUACCGUGGGGGUAGCUGUAUUAAGUGGAAAGCUAUAUGCAGUUGGCGGUCGAGACGGAAGUUCUUGUCUCAAAUCUGUGGAAUGCUUUGAUCCCCAUACUAACAAAUGGACGCUCUGUGCUCAGAUGUCAAAGCGAAGAGGUGGCGUUGGAGUCACCACCUGGAAUGGGUUCCUCUAUGCCAUUGGAGGUCAUGAUGCACCAGCUUCCAACUUAACGUCAAGGCUGUCUGACUGCGUUGAGAGGUAUGACCCCAAAACAGAUGUGUGGACUGCUGUGGCGUCAAUGAGUAUUAGCAGAGAUGCAGUGGGAGUUUGCCUUCUUGGAGACCGACUGUAUGCUGUUGGUGGAUAUGAUGGACAAACCUACCUUAACACAGUGGAGUCCUAUGAUCCCCAAACAAAUGAGUGGACACAGGUUGCACCAUUGUGCUUAGGAAGAGCAGGAGCAUGUGUUGUGACUGUGAAACUCUAAUGAUGAAGAUGUCCUUCUCUCCUAUAAAUACUCAGUAGAGGAGGCAGAUUUCCCCAAAUUGCUAAAUUAUAAUGAAACAAGGUACUGUGUAUCUUCACAAGACGAAGCAUUUGGUCUUAAUCCGUUACCUAAAGUUUUUUUUAAUGGACCAACGUUAUGCACUUUUUAAAAUGAGUAAUGCAAUUUGUGUACAUUUAUUUGGAACUACAUACUCUGCAUUCAGAUGGCAUAUUACAAAUACAGAAGUUGAAAAAUGGUUUGCACAUACAGAUUUUGUUUCUUUCUGUAGAGACUUUGCAGGCAACUUUUAGAAGCCUGGACACACAAUAUAUAUAUAUAUACACAGACUUUCAUUUUCAUAUGUGGACUUUUGACAGUUCAGAAUGCAUUGACCUUGCUUUAUUCCAAAUCUUUUGUCUCCAUUGUUCUACAUCUCAUUAUUAUUAUUAUUAUUACUAUUAUUAUUAGGUACAAAGAGAAGUGAAAUGUAUUGAGUGUACCACAUGCCUUUGAAAUGUUCAUGUAAUGCCUGGACUCUUUUCACACAGGUGACUUUUUUAGUCUUUUUGUUUAUUUAACCAAAGCCUUACUUUAAUUAUUGUCUUAUGCUAUGGAAUACAUUCUUAAGAACUUUGCACCAUCUAGCAGGGUUGCAGGAGUUAUUAAUCUUUUAUGUAACUUUCUGUUAUAUGCUGUACAAAUGUAUAAAUAAUUCCAUCAUAUCUUUUUUGUGGAUCACUUCUUAAAAGCAGUUUCAGGAGAGAAGAGUUCAGACGUGUUUCAUAGUGACUUUCAUUUGUAGUUUCUGGAACAUUCCAUGAUUUAGAGUUCUCUGAAGCUAACUUUAAUUAACUUUGAAUGAGGAGUUUAAACACUUCUAAGUAAGUAUUUAUAGCACUUUUUGUGUUACUCUGACAAAAAGUGGGCAUUAUCCUACAAGUGGUGGAUCCAUUGAGAAUGUUCAGCAUCUUUAAAAAAAAUGCUGUUAUUUCCAAGGAUCAAACUUGUGUUAUUGAAGUAUGUAGUACUGUAACAGAUUUUCUUUAGAAUUUGCCUUAAGUUGAUUUCUUACACUCCUCAAAAUUCCUUGGGUAUUCUAAGUGCUGUCUGAAAAUUUUAUAUUUUCUUUUGUGCCUUGUUUCUUAUGUUUUCAUAGAUGGUAUGUAAACACACAUUCUUGUACUUUAUCAUAAAAAUAUAUGAAUAUGUAAACUCAAGGGACUUUUUCUGACAAUAAAUUGAAAAUAUCUGAUAA